UAUAAUAAUAUUAGCAUAAUCGUGGCUCUGUGUCGCUAAAUUUGCAUGUACCAGCUGUUUCAAAGGAAGACUCCGUCUCAGUUUCAAAAUCCCUUGUCUCUUCUACCUCCACUAAAGCUGUUUCACCGGGCAUAAAGUUUUAUUAUGGAGAUCCCUGGGUAUUAUUAUGACGAAUUGUUAAGGAGGUACUUCAAAAUACCACCAGCUGAAGAGAGGGAAAUGUAUAGAAUGGGUAAUGAAAAAGAAAAGGAAAAGGAGGAAAGGAAGAAAGUUAUUAAGAAGGAACAUGGUAUCACUGAUACUGUAUCUCUAUUAAGAGACAGGGCAUGUUCAGCAUCUGUAGAUACUCUUAAGAUUCACUGUCAAUUAUUUGAGGGGAUGGUAAGACAGUUGACUCAAGUAGGACAUCUUAUUACCAGUAGUGGUCACAAUAGAGCUGCAUUGCUGCCUGCAAGACCAAUUGGAGGUAUUACUGAGAGUAUAAAGUUUAAUGAAUCACGUCAGGUCUUAUCUGUAAUGACGGAGUAUGCGUCUAAAUGGGACUUAAAUAACUUGUAUUUUACAUCAGCUAAUGGAGAAUGUAAUUUUCAAUUGUGUUCAUUUAAAACUCGUUAUUCAAGGCCAGCACACUUUGAUAAUAGUUGGGAUUUUUAUGAGCGUGCCAUGGUUACUAAAUCCUUCAUAAGUAGAUUUGAUUGUCCUAAUCCACCUAUCAUUCUAUUUGAUUGGGAUACCAAGAAAGUCUCUUCAGUUUCCUGGGACAGACAUUCUUCAACUGAUAAUCCUCCUAUUGCUCUUUUAGGAUAUGAAGAGGGGACCUUUAAGAGGAUUGAUGUUCAUUGUAAGAACUUAUCUAAUGAUAAAUUAUUUACUUCUAAUGCUUCUGUGAACGACAUUGUAUCAUUUAGUAAGUCGAUGGUGACCAGCCUGACUGCCUAUGGGAACAGAGCUGGCCAUCAUUCCCCCUCCCCCGUUGUCUUGACGAUAAAACUGAGGGGGGUAGUCAUCAAAAUCAGGUAA
Messenger RNA from Amphimedon queenslandica, 1020 nucleotides. RefSeq lists its product as uncharacterized. The transcript is spliced from 7 exons. Bases 145 to 1020 code for a protein of 291 amino acids. The record is from RefSeq and is a predicted model, not a curated record. Lineage: Eukaryota; Metazoa; Porifera; Demospongiae; Haplosclerida; Niphatidae.